Molecule: messenger RNA, 5268 nt
Organism: Truncatella angustata
Lineage: Eukaryota; Fungi; Ascomycota; Sordariomycetes; Amphisphaeriales; Sporocadaceae
Product: kinesin heavy chain
Exons: 1
Coding region: 1-5268 (1755 amino acids)
Biological process (GO): cytoskeleton-dependent intracellular transport; microtubule-based movement
Cellular component (GO): microtubule; kinesin complex
Molecular function (GO): microtubule motor activity; microtubule binding; ATP hydrolysis activity
Source: RefSeq, a predicted model, not a curated record
AUGGCUCCAGCCGGUGGUGGAAACAUCAAGGUGGUGGUGAGAUGUCGACCCUUCAACAGCAGAGAAAAGGAAAGGGGGGCAAAAUGUAUCGUGGAGAUGAAGGGCAACCAGACUGUCCUCACCUCUCCACCAGAAGCCUCGCUCGGUGGUGCGAAAGGGACCAAGGACUCGGGACAGAAGGCCUUCGCCUUCGACAGAUCGUACUGGUCAUUCAGCAGAGACGAUCCCAACUAUGCCGAACAGCAUCACCUCCACCAAGACCUGGGACUGCCGCUUUUAGACAAUGCCUUUCAGGGCUACAACAACUGCAUUUUCGCAUAUGGCCAGACGGGUUCAGGGAAGUCAUAUUCCAUGAUGGGAUACGGGAAAGAGCACGGUAUCAUUCCUAUGAUCUGCCAAGACAUGUUCAAACGGAUCGAACAGAUGCAGGCAGACAAGACACUCAAGUGCACGGUCGAAGUCUCCUAUCUGGAAAUCUACAACGAACGAGUAAAAGAUCUCUUGAACCCUGCGACGAAAGGCAAUCUUAAAGUCCGAGAACAUCCCUCGACAGGUCCCUAUGUUGAGGACCUAGCAAAACUCGUGGUCACCAGCUUUCAGGAAAUCGAACACUUGAUGGAUGAGGGCAACAAGGCAAGAACCGUCGCCGCCACCAACAUGAACGCAACAUCCAGUCGAAGUCAUGCUGUCUUUACUCUGAUGGUCACUCAGAAAAAGUUCGACACGGAAACCAAGAUGGAAAUGGAGAAAGCCGCCAAGAUCAGUCUGGUAGAUCUUGCUGGUUCGGAAAGAGCAACCUCCACUGGAGCCACGGGAGCCCGUCUCAAGGAAGGUGCUGAGAUCAACAGAUCAUUGUCGACCUUGGGUCGUGUCAUUGCCGCGCUUGCCGACCUCUCGACCGGGAAGAAGAAAAAGGGGCCGGGUGGUCAAGUGCCGUAUCGUGACAGUGUCCUAACUUGGCUUUUGAAAGACUCGCUGGGAGGAAACAGCAUGACUGCUAUGAUAGCAGCAAUCAGUCCAGCAGAUAUCAAUUAUGAUGAGACGCUCAGUACACUACGUUAUGCCGACUCUGCCAAGCGCAUCAAGAACCACGCUGUCGUCAACGAAGACGCCAAUGCGCGCAUGAUUAGAGAACUCAAGGAAGAACUUGAUCUCUUGCGGAGCAAACUGGGCGGCGGCGGUAGCGGCGGUGCGGCCGGCGGUUCGAGUAUAAACCCCGACGAAGUCUACGCUGAAGGAACGCCUCUUGAACAGCAAAUAGUCAGCAUCACAUCAGCAGAUGGCACUGUCAAGAAAGUUUCAAAGGCCGAGAUUGCCGAGCAACUCAGCCAAAGCGAAAAGCUACUGACGGAUCUCAAUCAAACAUGGGAGGAAAAAUUACUCAAGACCGAGGAAAUCCACAAGGAGCGUGAAGCAGCGUUGGAAGAACUGGGUGUCAGCAUCGAAAAAGGAUUCGUUGGGCUACAUAUGCCUAAGAAAAUGCCCCAUUUGGUCAACUUGUCUGAUGACCCACUUCUCGCGGAAUGCCUGGUUUAUAACCUCAAGCCCGGUACCACCACAGUCGGAAACGUGGAGUCAAACGCGGACAACCAGGUCAACAUACGUCUCAACGGAACUCGCAUUCUUCACGAGCACUGUACGUUCGAAAACGCUGCUGAGGGAACCGUGACUAUUAUUCCAAGCGAGGGCGCUGGCGUAAUGGUCAACGGACAACGUAUAAGCGAACCGACUCGUCUGCGAUCUGGGUAUCGUAUCAUCUUGGGAGAUUUUCACAUCUUCCGUUUUAACAAUCCUGUAGAGGCCAAGGCAGAACGUGAGGAGAAUCGACAGAGUUUCUUUCGUCAGUCUGUCACCGCGGCUCAGCUCGGACUUGAUCUCACCCCAUCCGGCACCCCAUCCGGCACCCCUUUGAGGCCAGGCCAUGAACGGUCGAUUAGUAAAGUGUCCGAUUUUGGUGAGAGUCGACCUGAUUCUCCCUCUCCAUUUCGUGGCGGUGAUUCGGACUGGUCAAAUGCUAGACGAGAAGCUGCUGGUGCUAUUCUGGGCCAAACAGAGCAAAAUCUUGCCAAUUUGAAUGAUGAGGAGCUCAAUGCUUUAUUCGAGGAUGUGCAGCGUGCUAGAGCUGAACGUGUCUCUGGCAAAGAUGGCGAUGAGGAUAUUGACUCUGUAACUUCGUAUCCAAUACGAGAGAAAUAUAUGUCAACAGGCACGAUUGACAAUUUCUCCCUCGACACAGCGCUCACCAUGCCUUCAACUCCGAGAGCCGGCGACACAGACGAACGCCUCAGGGAGAUACGUGAGGUUAUGCAGACGCAGCUUGAAAAGCAAAAGGAAGAAUACCAUGAUCAGAUUAAGAGUGCCGAAGCAGCUAACGUUGAAGUUGAGGAGAUCAAGGCGGAGAAAGUCAAGAUGGAGGAAACCUUGGUUCAGCUGAAAGCUGAAAUGCAAAAGCAGCUUGAGGUCCAAAAACAAGAAUUUGAAGCCAAAAUCGAAAAACUUGAUCCGCUCAAGAGGCCUAAAGCGAAGCCAAGGUUGUCCGACGAGGAGGUCAAACGAGCAAAGAAGGCUGUCAAGCUCUGGAGAAGCCGUCAUUAUGUACAGAUGGCCGAAACGGUACUACAGAAUGCUGCAACUCUGAAAGAGGCCCAAAUCAUGAGUGAGGAGCUUGGCGAAAAUGUCGUCUUCCAGUUUACUGUUGUUGAUGCCGGGCAUGGUCUGUGUUCAUCCUAUGACAUGGUGCUUAACGGGGUGUCUAACGAGGGUGACGACAUUGCCUUGGAAGAAGCCCAGAAACCGUGUGUCGGUGUUCGGGUCGUUGACUACAAACAUGCCGUCGUGCACCUCUGGAGCCUUGACAAGCUUCACGACCGAGUUCGACAGAUGCGCCAGAUGCACCAAUAUCUGGAUCAACCAGAAUACAGUCAGCACUUCAAGCUUGAUAAUCCAUUUGUGGAGCCCUGCAUGCCGGAAUACUCACUCGUUGGUGAAGUCGAUAUACCACUGAAAGCUGUUUUCGACAGCCGCGUACAAGACUUCAAUCUGGACGUGUUGUCGCCACACACUUCUCAUGCAAUUGGCAUUCUCAAGCUUUCUCUCGAACCCUCAAGUGCCCGUGCACCGUCUAGCACGUUGAAGUACAAUGUGGUCAUGCAUGAUAUGGUCGGUUUCGCGGAACGGGAAGGGACCGAGGUUCAUGCCCAGCUUUUUAUCCCUGGAGUGUCGGAAGAUAGUGUCACCACGACUCAGAUGAUCAAGGACUUUGACGAGGGACCAAUUCGCUUUGACAGCGUUCAUAGUAUGAGCGUUCCCUUGUUCGGGUCGCAGGAUCUCAACCUGCGUGUUGCAAUCUUUGCCAAGGUUUCCACGAUGCAUCUCGACAAGCUUCUGAGCUGGGAUGAGAUGCGAGACUUCGUUCCCGGUGCGGAAAACAAGUCGAGGAAAGAUGCUCGUAUCAAUGAAUCCCAUUUCCUCACAGAAGAGAAGCAUGAUCUUUUGGCACGGGUACAAUUCCUAGAACUUUCAGAGAAUGGCGAUUAUGUUCCGGUUGAAGUCACACAAACAAGCGAGCUGGACAGCGGCACUUUCCAACUCCACCAAGGUCUUCAGAGACGAAUAGCGAUCAACCUUACACACAGCUCUGGGGAUGCCUUGCCGUGGGACGACAUCACUUCUGUACGUGUUGGAAAGAUUCAGCUUGUGGACCACGCCGGGAAGACACCUGAUAUGGGAGCACCAGCUCCUGACAUUCCGCUAAGGCUCAGCUCUAAACCAACAUUCCGUCAGAACGCAAAUGGUACCCGCAGCGUGAGUAUCAGUGGCCAGUGGGAUUCAAGUCUACAUAAUUCACUUCUGCUGGAUCGGACGACAGUGGACAAGUACAAAGUGCAAAUGACUUUAUCUUGGGAUAUCAGUUCAGAAAAGCUCGCCAUACCAAUGAAGUUCACAACCACUGUUUUUUGCCAAAUUCUGGGCCGGUCUUUUAUUCGACAAGCCUCCAUGCUUUCUGCUCUUUGGCAGCACGUACGCAUAGUUCAUUCAGCGAGCACCAUAUAUACUCUCACUAUGCGCCCAGCGCCUAUCAAGCGAGUCGGCGAUAUAUGGAGGUUGGAUACCCAGCAUGGUUAUGUCAAGGGCGAGGAGAAUCUGAACAACUGGACACCAAGGGGCGUCUCGCUGAUCGGAGAUUUUCUUGCCGCGCAGAAGAAACGAAGGCGCAUAGCUGAAAUCGGUGCCGCCCAGCUCUUCCUCAAGAAGAUUGGUCUUCCAGAGCCGAAGAAUGCACCUGUAGAAGAUGAGCAUCAAUCUGAAUCGGACGAGUUUUCACCGGUAUCCAAAGGCAACAAUGAUGAUGACUCAAUUCACGCCCUUCUCAACGACACUCCGCAAACUUCACGUCCCACAUCGCCCAAACCUGAUGACGAUGAAGCUCCGCAAGAGGCUCAAGAAGCACCAACCCCAGAAGAGUCUCCAGCUCAGCAAGCUGAGCAAGCUGAUCGAGCUGAGCCUGCGACAUCCGAUACAUAUGUGGAGCUUGUCGAGGAGACACCUGCGCAACCGGAAUAUAACGAACACGAGUCACUUAUUCUCAAGAAAUGUAUCAAGCUCUGGACCAGGUAUCCUGAUCCGGUGAUUCAAAUCUUGAGCCCUGAAAAUACGGCACCGCCUGCCGACGGCGUGGCUCCAGAGGCCAGCGCCCCGCCGCCACUCAUCACCACGAUAAUACAGGUACCGAAGAAUCCGAAGGUCCUGAAGGGCGGCUAUCUUCUCAUACCAAACAACGACUCCAGCAAAUGGAUCAAGCGUUUUGUAGAACUACGAAGACCAUAUCUCCAUAUCCAUAACUCCACAGACGGGGAUGAGGUCGCUAUUGUUAGCCUGCGAAAUUCAAGGGUCGAUAGUCAGCCCGAAAUACUCGCGCUCUUCAGCGGGCAAGACCCACAUGACGACGAAGAGGGUACAUCGAGUGGAGACUUCCGACCCGGUCAUCGUAGGACUUCAUCGGGACGUAUUGUAUCAUCCAUGUGGACAGGUACUGGCGGGAGCUCUGCUGGGCCCGGUCUGGGUGGUCUAAGUGAGCGCUUGCAAACAGGCGUCUUUGCAGUCUAUGGGACUGACAAUACGUGGUUAUUUGCGGCUCGCAACGAGCGCGAGAAGCUUGAUUGGAUCUUCCGCAUCGACCAAAGCUACUUUUCCGGUACCGGCAGCGUGAGCGGUAGUGGUGCCGUCAGUCCGCAACCUGGAGGUUACGCAAAUGGCGAUGGUUACUAA